Messenger RNA from Caenorhabditis remanei, 639 nucleotides. RefSeq lists its product as uncharacterized. NCBI's taxonomy places the organism in Eukaryota, Metazoa, Nematoda, Chromadorea, Rhabditida, Rhabditidae. The record is from RefSeq and is a predicted model, not a curated record. The transcript is spliced from 4 exons. The coding region runs from base 1 to 639 and encodes 212 amino acids.
AUGCCUGCACCGUGUCCUGAGACCAUUCCACCGUACUACACCACCUCUUUACACGUCAUUGCUGGAUUCUCGAUCCCAAUUAACUUAAUUGGAUUCUACUUGGUAUGGUUUCAGUCACCAGGCAUGUUUGGCUAUAAGUAUUGUCUUGUGUACAUGCAGACCUACUCCAGCAAGCUCUAUUUGGAUAAAUCGCUCAUAUUCCUCACCCACAUUUUCCCGUUUGCCACUGCCAUCUGCAUGUGGAAUUCCAAUUUGACCUACCAACAGAAAUAUGAUUUUAUCAAAAUUAACUACCCGCAAUGCUUAAAAUGGAUGUUUUAUGAUGGGUUCGAGGCGUAUGACCAUAGGUUGAAUCCGAUGCUCGCAGUGACGGGGAUCGGAGCGUUUGCUUAUGUUUUUGUGGUGGCGUGGUACUGUUUCUACCUGGGCAUCCAUACGAUGAUAAUUCUCCAACGCCUCCGGCAACACAUGUCAUCCCAGACCUAUCAAAUGCACAAAACGGCUCUUAUCAGUUUGGCCAUGCAACUCGUGAUACCCGGGGUACUGAUUAUCAUUCCAAUGGACCUUUGUAUGUUUGUAGUCUUGACAGAGGCCAAUGGGCUACAAGGUUGGCGUGUAGAUCAAAAAAUCAAUCGAUAA